UAUAUAUUUUUUUGGAAAACGAGAGAUACAUUUACAUCCCCAUAUUAGUUAUUAUUAUUAUUAUAAAUAAUAAUAUUUUGUUAAAUGUCUAACGGUAUUUCUUAAGGUAGAUAGAAAGUAGACCCAACCGUUUCUUCGCAUACGGUCCUACCCCUCCUUCCUCCCCUCCCUCCUUCUGUCCUCUCUCCUAGCAUCAUAUUGUCCUCCCUCUUUCCCUGAGUCAUUGUGGAGCACCGCCGGUCCUUCUUCGACUCUGUGGCUCCCGUCAGGUCCGUCUGAUGAACACAUUCGACGGCCGUUUAAAAUGACCGAAGUGGCUCCGAGCUGCACCGAGAUGACAGCACUGGCCCCGCCUCCCGCGCCGAUGGUCACCAGUAGGAACGCGUCUCCUGCUCGAUCACCGUCCAAUCACAGCGGCCCAGAGAUGCAGGAAGUGAUGCGUGAUAAGGACCGCCGUGCGCAGCAGCAGCUGGAUCGCUCUGCCGAGGAGCGAGGGAGGAAGAUGGAGGUGCAGAAGAGGAAGGAGCAGCAGCGCCGGGCGGCUGCCGGGGAGAAGAGACGGCAGCAGAAGGAGGCAGAGAAGGAGAGGCUGGAGGCCCUGGUCCGCCGGAGAGCCGGAGGUCCCGAGAGACGAGGAGGUGGAGGAGGAGGAGGAGGAGGAGGAGGAGGUGGAGGUGGAGGAGGAGGUGGAGGAGGAGGAGGAGAGGCUCGAGACCACCUGGAUAACAGGCCCAAACGUUGGACAUGGGGAGGACCGCCUGACGGAGUGGAGGUUGGUGACUUCCUGUCUCCGCCCGCGAUCGAUCAGCCAAUCAACAAGCAGCUCUCCAACUCGUCCGCUGCCCUCCAUUCACCUGAGAGAGUGUCUUUUGUGUCCCAUCGAACAGCUUCCCCCAACAACCACAGGCCGAACAGAAGUUCCUCCAACCGCAGGAGCAUCGCUGGAUUCCCUGAGGAGACGUCCAGAGCCAAAACACCCACGGGGGAAAAUCCAAACGCACCGGCCCGCAGUUCUUCCUUCAGGGCCAACAGCAAGGGCCCCGCCACACCCAAACGGGUGAGGUCAAACAGGAGUCGCGCCCAGUCGCCCUGCUCCCCCGGCCAGUACCCCCCCUCCCCGCUAAGGCAGAGGGCCACAACCCCCGGCACCGACGACAGGGGUCACCCCGAGGUCAAAGGUCACAGCACCCUGGAGAGGAAAUCCACCAAAUCUGAGACCUCGGAGAAAAGGAUCCCCAAAUCCACCAGCAAAGAACUGAACGCAGAGUCUCCGAGCACGCCGACGGGCCGGAGUGUCGGAGGGACGACGGACGCCGAGGAGGCGUCCAGGCUUUUGGCCGAGAGACGCCGUCUGGCUCGAAUACAGAAGGAGCAGGAGGAGAGGCAGCGGCAGGAGGACGAGAGGCUGAGGGCCGAGGAGGAGCAGAGGAGGCAGCAGGAGGCCAAAGAGAGGCAGGAGAGAGCUGCGCUGCAGGCCGAGGAGGAGAAAGUGAGGCGGGAGGAGGAGAGGAGGAACAGGGAGGACGAGGAGAGACGGCAGAAGGAGCAGCGAUGGAAGGACAUGCAGGAUCAGCUGGACAGAGAGAGGGAGGAGGCCGUCCUCCGAGCCCAUCGAGAGGCCGAGAGGAAGAGGCAGGAAAGAGAGCUGCUGCACAUCCAGGAGGAGCAGGAGCGGCUGCAGAGGAAGAAGAGAAUUGAGGAGAUCAUGAAGAGAACACGGAAGAGUGAAGCGGAGCCGCUGUCCGGUGCUGCAGCUGACUCGAUGCCAGAGGUGGCGGUUCUCCCGGAGGACGAGGUCCCCCCGGAGGACGAGGUUCUCCCGGAGGACGAGGUCCCCCCAAAGGAUGAGACCCAGACUCCGGCCCCCAUCACCCUGCUGGGGCCCCUGGAGACCAAGAGCUUUGUGGACGAGCUGUCGGACGGAGUCCAGUCGAUGGACGUCAGUCCAGUGUCCAGGGACGAGCAGCCCAGCGCUCAUGAGUUUUCACCGCUCACAGAGGGGACGGACGGCUGCACCCUGGAGCACCUGAUGGACCUCGAGGCCCACGGCCGAGGACAGCGGCAGGGCGGCGAGACGGCCCCGUACCCCAAACUGCAGGCCGGCAGCGGGGUCGGGGACCUCAACAAGAACCUGCUGAUUCAAGCGUACAACGCCGCCUCUGAAUCCUCACAGCUCAUCAACAGCAUCGGGCCGAGCAAACUGGACGUCCAGUAGCCAGGAGCCGGCCGGUUUCCAUAGAAACGGGACGAGCAGAGCAAGAAGCCCCUUCUGCCUGCAGCAACGACAAUAAUCAACAUUUCCACGAGGAACAAAAGCCGAACAACUAGUUUCACAUUCGCAUUACAGUUAAGCUUCUGGCCACGUUUUUUGAGGCAGUGCAAAUGGGCAAUUUAGACUCUCACUAACACUGGAAAAAUAAAUCAUGCAAAUAAUAAGACGUAUAUAUAUAUUUACUGGUUGUGUGACAGAGAAGGAAGUUGCUGCAUGUUGUCAAAUGAAAAAGUUCACGAAGGUAAAACUACUGUAAACAAUGUUUAUGCUAAUGAGCAGCGAUCAAACAAACCGUUCACAUUUCUGAGUAUUUAAGGAGAAUCACAAUCUAUUUAUUUAGUAAUAGAUUUUUUUUUAUUUUACAGCAUUAUAAUCUGCAGCCAGGUAUGUCCUUCUGGUGAAAUAUACUACAUAUAUUUUAUUUAUUUUUUACCAGCCGCCAACCAAACUCUGUACAAAUUUCUUAGUAUUUAAGAAUUUGGCUACAAAUACUUGAGUCGGCCUUCAAAACAAAACGCCAACUGUUCAACAGAAUGCAUUUUUCUUCCUUCCCGGACGUCAGACAUUCAUCUUCUCCUCAUUUCACCUCCUUCCUGUUCGAGCUUUAUUUCCCAGCUGCACUGCCGCAAAACUAUAACUCAAAGCAUCGCCCGCUUUAAUCUCUCUCAUCCCGCUUUUUGUAAAACUCUGUAAAUAUCUCCGACUGGGUGGAGGAGUCAGGGGAGCGCCUCCGUAGCAGUUUAUCUGGAGCGGAAGCAGUAAAAAAAUUAAUUAAAAUAAAAUAAAAAAGACAGCACUGUUGUGUAGUAGCAUCUCCAGUGAGGACUUAGCCAGUUGAGAUGUUAAUGGUUGUAGCCGUGUACUUGAACACUGUAUGGGAGUCUCUCUCUUUCUGUCUGAUGGGUCCUGUGUGUUUAUCUCAAUUCUGAUGACAGCCACUCCUGCUUAACUACAAAAAAAAAAGAAAAGAAAAGAAAACGCCCGUCAUCGACAUGAUAUUAUAACCCCAUAAACACUUAGUUUCUUUCUCCCAUUGAUCGGACAGCGAGGACGAGAUAAAUACGUCAAACGCAUACUUGUACCUGCAGCCGGGGGUAAACGCUGACCGCGCUCGCUGCAGUUUUAUAGUGUGCACUUCCAGUAGUCGUGUGUGUUUCACUGCUCUGAAGACGCUUGCACCCCCCCCCCCUCACCUUCACAGCUAAAAUAUACCUCACCAGUUCAUAACCGAGUCUGCCGGCGGUCACCACCUCUCAUCACCUCUGAGGCCUUAAACCUCUGUGCUGUUACCCCGCCCUCUGUGCUUCGCCCUCAGGCUGCAUGUGACACUCAUGCUGUUUUAAAAGCCCCCGUUUUCACACACAAACAACCACAGAAACAAGAACUACAAACACACGCUUGAGCAAGUCGGUGUUUGUGUAUUUACAGCCGCACCCGUCCAGGCCGAUCAGGUUGGAUUUCCAGCCGGGACAAAGCAACAAGAGCCCCCCAGGUGCACUGUGUGGACGACCCGGGCCGUAAGCCAGCGACACACUGUGUGCAAAUGUCUGACUAUUUACGGAAAAUAACAUUGUAUUCAAAUAUUCAGGCAUAUUUAUUUGUUGAUUUUUAAAGUAUCUUGUCGCAUUCUGGUCCGAUGUCAUUUUCUGGUGAGGAAUACCUACAAAAAAUGUAAUUUUUUUCCACUGUAAUUUAUUGAGUUGUUUUUGGCUAAAAAUGGUCAACAAGAGAUGUGAGUUUAGAAAUCCCAACUGUUCAUUGACGUCAUGGUCUGGUGCCGCACAUGCCCUAUUACAUUCCUUUAGUGCUUUUAAAAUUAACUUCAUUCUGCCUCAAAGCAGUCAAAACAUAUUUGAAUCAGCCUUAAAAAAUGUAAUUAAUAAAAAACCUCUUCUUCAUGUCGUUAUAAGUAAAUAUGACUGAAGACAUGACCUCAGUGUCCUCGGUCACAGGGACAAAAUAAGGUUCUUGGUGUCCCCCCCCCCCCCCCCCUCCCCCCCCUCAUUGUGUCAGCUUGUUAUUCCUCCAGAUUCUGCUGAAGCCUCCGGGUUCCCCCCCUUGUGUAUAUGAAGUAAAACAAAAAGUAAAUAAAGGACACAAUGUUUAUCCGAAUAUUAUUUAACUCUGUGACACUGCAGCUUGGUGGAAUAUAUCAUUGUAGAUGUGGUGCAUGGAUAUCUGCUGAAAAAGAACAAUAAACGUCAUCAAGCCAUUCGUGUCAGUGAGCUGGAUAAAUAGAUACUCGUAUAUAUAAAAAUGGCAAACGGACACUUUGGGUUGAGGAAAAGAAGGGAACUAGUAAAGAUGCAAACCUGUAAAAGAUGUUUAAUCUUUGACUCGUGACGAGGAACUUAUGAGAUGACAAAUGUAGUGUAGAGCUUAAAGCAGCCACUUUUAUUUAUCAUUAUAUCUCACUGUGUGUUGACUUUAUGCUGCACUGAAAUUAAAACUGAUCUGC
This is a messenger RNA of Cyclopterus lumpus (lumpfish), 4730 nucleotides long. RefSeq names its product MAP7 domain containing 2b (gene map7d2b). The record is from RefSeq and is a predicted model, not a curated record. Gene Ontology annotation, biological process: microtubule cytoskeleton organization. NCBI's taxonomy places the organism in Eukaryota, Metazoa, Chordata, Actinopteri, Perciformes, Cyclopteridae. The transcript has 15 exons. Gene Ontology annotation, cellular component: microtubule cytoskeleton. The coding region runs from base 305 to 2215 and encodes 636 amino acids.